Nerophis ophidion (straightnose pipefish) is the source of this 4179-nucleotide messenger RNA. Its product is annotated as gastrula zinc finger protein XlCGF57.1-like. The coding region runs from base 127 to 1560 and encodes 477 amino acids. Lineage: Eukaryota; Metazoa; Chordata; Actinopteri; Syngnathiformes; Syngnathidae. Gene Ontology annotation, cellular component: nucleus. The record is from RefSeq and is a predicted model, not a curated record. The transcript is spliced from 2 exons. Gene Ontology annotation, biological process: regulation of transcription by RNA polymerase II. Gene Ontology annotation, molecular function: RNA polymerase II cis-regulatory region sequence-specific DNA binding; DNA-binding transcription activator activity, RNA polymerase II-specific.
CAUCAUCGAAGAAGAAAAAUGCGGAAGUGAGCGUUGCCAGAAAAUAAAACAACAAGCCACAAGGCCAAGGCGACAAGUUGGGGUUGAGUUAAUAACAUUUUGAAAUAUUUGUCGGCUGAGUGACUUAUGGCGGCAGCUGAUCAAAUAUUCGGGCUGUUUGAAAGAACGAUCGCGUCGUACGCGGGGGAACUUUCUGGAACAGGAGGGGAGAAGGAGCGACAAGAACUGGAGGCUGUUGACACGACUCAAACUCUGCUACAUAAUGUCCAGCAGCUGAUUGGUCGUCAAGAACGUCCCUCUGAGCCCACUUUGAAGCAGGAAGAUCCUCAGCCCCCUGACUUUAAAGAGGAGGAGGAAGAAAUGUGGAUCACCCAAGAAUCGGAGGAAGAGUGUCUUCUUGGACCGGAGGAGGCUGAUCUCCGAGAGUUGCCGCUGACUGUUGUCUGUGUGAAGACUGAAAACUAUGAAGACAAAUCAGUAGCAGACAACCUAUUUGCUCCACUAUCAGAUAGUGACGAUACAACGUCACACUCUCCUGAGGAUGAGGACAGGGACGACGCACAUAAAGCUUUGAGCAGUGACAACAAACACACUAAAGGCUCUAAAAAGAAGACGGGUAAAAAACGCUUUACCUGCUCAGUUUGUGCUAAAAGCUUCACGGCGAAGAGGGAUUUGACUGGACACAUGAGGACACACACAGAAGAAAACCCUUAUCGUUGCUCAAUAUGUGGCAAAGGAUUCUCGCAAAGGUCAAGUAUCACAACACACAUGAAAACACACUUGGCGGAAAAACCUUUUAGCUGUUCAGUUUGCGGUAAAGGAUUUACUCAAAAGGCACACGUGGAAUCACACAAAAGAACGCACACGGGUGAAAAGCCCUUUGAAUGCUCAGUUUGCAAUAAAAGAUUCGCUCACAGUUCCACUAUGGUGUCCCACCUGAGAACACACACAGGAGAAAAGCCUUUCAGUUGCUCCGUCUGUGGCAAAACAUUCAAUCAAAAGCCCCACAUGCUCACACACAUGAAAAUGCACACUGGAGAAAAGCCAUUUAGUUGCUCUAUUUGCGGUAAAAGAUUCUAUCACCAUUCCAGUAUGGUGUCACAUAUGACGACGCACACCGGAGACAAACCGUACAUUUGCUCAGUUUGCGGUGACAGCUUUGCUCGAAAAAGCAAUGUCACACAACACAUGAAAAUGCACGUGGGCGAAAAACCUUUCAGUUGCUCCAUUUGCGGCCAGCUGUUCUCUAAAAAGACAAAUAUGCUGUCGCACAUGAGAACACACACCGGAGAAAAGCCUUUUAGUUGUUCACUUUGUGGUAAGGGCUUCUCCAAAAAGACAAACAUGCUUGCACACAUGAGAAUACACACAGGAGAAAAACCCUUUGUUUGCGUCAUUUGCAGUGACAGUUUUGCGGAAAAAGUCUCUUUGAUCGCGCACAAAAGAACACACACAGGGGAAAAAGGCUUUAAAUGCUCGGUUUGUGGCAAUAGCUAUUCUUAUAAGAAGACACUGAAAGCUCACAUGCGGACACACAGCGAGUAUCGGUGCAUCAAUUAGAAUAUUGUGCAAAAGUUAUUUGAUUUCAAAAGUAAAUGUAGAUUAGUAGCAAUUACACAUUUUUGCAGUUCAUUUGCGAACCAUUAAUUUUUUGAUUUUUUUUUCAAAGUUGAAGAGAUACUGAAUUUGGGUUGUUUGUCAGCUGGAAGCAAUAAUCCUCAAAAUGAUUAAGAAAUACAUUUUUGGAAUAGUUGACUGUGAAUGUGUAGUGAAAAUAAGAGUGUCAUUUGAAUGGAUAAGCUGAAUUGAACUAAUUAAAUAAGUCAAGAAGUAUAGAUGGGGGCAGCACGGUGGUACAGGGGUUAGUGCAUGUGCCUCACAAUACGAUGGUCCUGAGUUCAAUAGCGGGCUCGGGAUCUUUCUGUGUGGAGUUUGCAUGUUUUCCCCGUGACUGAGUGGGUUCUACUCCGGCUUCCUCCCACCUCCAAAGACAUGCACCUGGGGAUAGGUUGAUUGGCAACACUAAAUGGUCCCAAGUAGGUGAAUGUGAGUGUGAAUGUUGUCUGUAUAUCUGUGUUGGCCCCGUGAUGAGGUGGCGAGUUGUCCAGGGUGCACCCCGCCUUUCGCCUGAAUGCAGCUGAGAUAGGCUCCAGCACCACCCGCGACCCCGAAAGGGACAAGCGGUAGAAAAUGGAUGAAUGUAUGGAUAUAUAGAAUGGAUAUACUUUUAUUGGUCCCCCAAUGGAGAAAUUAUAUGGUUGCAGUGUAGGUUGUUAUGUAUGGAAGUAAAAUGUAAUGAAAGAAUUUGUAAUAAAUAAUACAUAUUGCACACUAACGAUUGCACUAUGUAUAGAUAUAAAUAAUACAACAACACGAUCCUAAAAUCACAGUAAUCACAUAAGUGCAUUGCAAAGUCAUGUUCUGUCGGCCACCUCCUCAAUGCUGUUUAGUGGGCAGUUUAGGUCUGUUCCUGUCUCUGAGCGUGCUGCCAUGUCAUAGAACACCGCAGAGGCCACCCCAGUGUCCUGAAAAGUGUGCAGUAGUGACCCUCACACCCCGGAAGACCUCACUCUCCUCAACAGGAGUGGGCAAGGUUCAACCUUCUUUUCCAGAACGUUUGAAUUGAGUCCAGUCCAGUUUAUUGUUGAGGUGAACACCGAGGUAUUUAAAUGAGUCCACUAUUUUUAUGCCUGAUUUAGAUGGGACCUGGAGCUGACCGCCGGAAAUCCGUCACAAGCUCUUUUGCCUUACUACUUAGUUGCUAACAUGACUUUACAAAGCAGAUACUUUAAUUCGAAAGGAUUCACCACAUUAAAAAAAAUACUAUUUCUCAUCACACAUGGUGUUUUAUGUUCAGUCUUUUUUAAUGUUUCACAUUUUAAUGUUCUUGCAUUUAAAGGCCUACUGAAGCCCUCUACUACCGACCACGCAGUCUGAUAGUUUAUAUAUCAAUGAUGAAAUCUUAACAUUGCAACACAUGCAAAUACGGCCAGUUUAGUUUACUAAAUUGCAAUUUUAAAUUUUGCACAGAAAUAUCCUGCUGAAAUGUCUCGGUAUGAUGACGCGUGCACGUGACGUCACGGAUUGUAGAGGACAUUUUGUUCCAGCAUCGUUCCCAGCUAUUAAGUUGUCUGUUUUCAUCGCAAAAUUCCACAGUAUUUUUGACAUCUGUGUUGCUGAAUCUUUUGCAAUUUGUUCAAUGAACAGUGGAGACAUCAAAGAAGAAAGCUGUAGGUGGGAAGCGGUGUUUUGCACCCGGCUUUAGCAACACAAACACAGCCGGUGUUUCAUUGUUUACAUUCCCAAAAGAUGACAGUCAAGCUUUACUAUGGAACAGAGAUGUCAAGCGAACACGGUUGGAUUGGACCACACACAUAAAGUACAGUGUAUUAUGCAGCGAUCAUUUCGAAAGAUCGUGUUUCGAAGAGGGUCCCUUGCGAAGGGCAGAGAUGGGCAUCGCCACCACUCGUCCACUGGUGCUGAAGAAAGGUGCGGGGCCGGCCUUCAGGUUGUACAGGUACGACCAUAUAAUCUCACUAAAACACUAGUAACACAAUAAGCAGAUGAGGGAUUUUCCAGAAUUAUCCUAGUAAAUGUGUCUAAUAACAUCUGAAUCGCCCCCACUGCCCUGUAGUCUUUUUCUUUUUUCUAGUCCUUCACUCUCACUUUCCUCAUCCACAAUUCUUUCCUCCAUGCUCAAAUUAAUGGGGAAUUCGUCGCUUUCUUGGUCCGGAUCGCUCUCGCUGCUGGUGGCCAUGAUUGUAAACAAUGUUCAGAUGUGAGGAGCUCCACAACCCGUGACGUCAUGCGCAUAUCAAUAUAUAUAUAUAUAUAUAUAUAUAUAUAUAUAUAUAUAUAUAUAUAUAUAUAUAUGUAUGACGCGUGCACUUCCGGUACAGGCAAGGCUUUUUUAUUAGCGACCAAAAGUUGCAAACUAUAUCGUCGAUGUUCUCUACUAAAUCCUUAGAGCAAAAAUAUGGCAAUAUCGCGAAUUGAUCAAGUAUGACACAUACAAUGGACCUGCUAUCCCCGUUUAAAUAAGAAAAUCUCAUUUCAGUAGGCCUUUAAUAUCCUGCCAUGUUCUGAUACGGUUCUGUUUUUAUUUUCCUCCAUGGACAUGCACCGCCAUGAGUCAGAUUGGAUAUUUCGUUUUUUGAAAUAAAAAAAAACGAUUUUUGA